GACGUACACAAUGGCAAUUAUUUAAAUUAAAAAUUAAAUUUUAUUUAAUCCUCCGCAUGUUGCAGGUGCAGAAGAAAGACUUGGAUCGGAGCUGGGGCUCUUUCUUAUCUGGUAAUAAAAAUAAUUUUACCAAAAGAAGAAAGAAAGAAAAUGGCAGGCCAUAUAUAUAGAUAAUUGGUCUGAUUCUCUUCUCAUUCCACAAAAUGGUUGAGACUGAGAGAGAGCCCAGAUUUAUUUCACCCCACAAAAUGGAAAGCUGGAGCCACCAAAAAAAAUCUGGUGGCGCUCUCUCUGUGGUUUAGUAUUUUGGGAUUAUAUAUAGAGAGAGAGAGAGAGAGAGUGGGGUAGUAGUGUAAGAGUACUGUAAUUAAGAGUGAGAGGGGAACUCAAUUGUAAUAAUGGUGAGGGGGAAGAUAGAGAUAAAGAGGAUCGAGAAUGAAAGCAGCAGAGUGGUGACAUUCUCGAAGAGGAGAAGUGGGCUGUUGAAGAAGGCAUUUGAGCUGUCAGUUCUUUGUGAUGCAGAGGUUGCACUGAUAAUCUUCUCUCCCAAAGGAAGGCUCUAUCAGUUCUCAACUUCCAGUUUGAUUGAUGAGACGAUAGAUCGGUAUCAAAGACAUUAUCUCACCAUCAAUAAUAAUAUUGUCAAAGAAAAUAAAGCACAGCAACCUGAGAAGGAGAACGAGAUCGGUGCAUUGCAUAACAAAUUUAACCUCCUCGAAGAAUCUAAAAGAAGACUAUUGGGAGAGUCUUUAGAUUCUUGCUCCAUUUAUGAUUUAAAGAAACUUGAAUCACAGUUGGAACAAAGUUUAUGCAGAAUCAGAGCUAGGAAGAAUGCAUUAUUUUGUGAGAAAAUUGCUGAGCUUAAGGAACAGGAGAGGAAACUAAAGGUAGAAAAUGCAGAAUUGACAAAAAUGUUCGAGGAAGAGAUGCUGCCGCUGCAAUUGUCGCUUGUUCCGACAGUAUUUGAUCUGUGAGAGACCUUGAAGAUCGAUCAGCAAAUUAAGAUGACUAUAUACAAGAUGAUAGGCUCACAACCACAACCAUCAAGACAUUGAACAUUUGGUUUUAUAUAUACAGAUGAACCAUUCAAUUAUCUCUAUUUAAUUACAUUAUCCGAUAAUUAUUAAUUCAACGAUUGAUUUCUCUCGCCGUUAAAUACAUUAGUUAUAAUGUUAUUUUUAAUU
Andrographis paniculata is the source of this 1184-nucleotide messenger RNA. Its product is annotated as agamous-like MADS-box protein AGL19. Gene Ontology annotation, cellular component: nucleus. Gene Ontology annotation, molecular function: protein dimerization activity; RNA polymerase II cis-regulatory region sequence-specific DNA binding; DNA-binding transcription factor activity, RNA polymerase II-specific. Gene Ontology annotation, biological process: positive regulation of transcription by RNA polymerase II. The coding region runs from base 399 to 974 and encodes 191 amino acids. The record is from RefSeq and is a predicted model, not a curated record. Lineage: Eukaryota; Viridiplantae; Streptophyta; Magnoliopsida; Lamiales; Acanthaceae. The transcript has 8 exons.